UGUAAUAAAACAUUUUCCACUUCUUCUCAGUUCAGUUAUUUUCUCAGAGGACGCGGUGUUUUUUCACCAACGCUAGCAUUGAUCUCAGGCGUAAAUCGGCGCGUAUCGACGUUGAUUUGGAAUUUUCUUUGAAAAAAAAAUGGGCCAGUUGGCGGUGAAAUUUAAGGAAUGGCGUGAAAAACUGGAGUUGUCGCACGAGAAGACCAAGCAUGGUAAAUAUACUUAGUUUUAUUUACCGUUUACAGUGUUCAAUACUAGUUUAAUGCAUAACUUUACUUGAAGCAUAUCCUUCUUUGAAUCAUGCGAGUGUUUUCUUGAGUUGAAAGUAACUACAAACGAGCUUGAAUUAUUUUCUUCUUCUGAAUAUAUGGAUAGUAAGGCCGUUUAUACCGUGAUUCAGGUGAAGUUGGAUUACAGCUAGCAGCCAUCAGGCUUUCAGAGAAUACCAAAAACGUUUGCAGGAAGUGAGUCAAUAACAAGCGAUCUAAUUAACAAGAAGUAAAGAGAAGUCCCUGGAAAUGUUGUAUCUUUUAGGUCUCAACGAUAUAUUUGCAAUUUUCAAACAAUCGAUUCAGUUAUCGCCUUGGUUUAUAGCUGGUCAUUAAGAAUCAACGCCUUUAAGGGAGGAAUUAUAUACAAGCUUAAUAAUAUUGAGAAAUGUUAAAUUUGGUAAAGAAACUGCCUUAAUUCUUUUUGGGGGGAAAUGCUCAGUUGUGUGGUUGUGUCAGUUGUGAUAACGCGCUACAUCAGAGACAAGCUUCAACUAAUUGUUGCUGUGGAUAUUAAAGCAUAUAUCGGAAAUACUGAUUCCUUUAUUUUACAACAAGGACAGAGUCUGAUCUCUGCAAAUUUGAAUUUUCAGCUUGAGCUUAUGAUUAUCAAUAAAGAAGACUUGACACAAAUUUGUGAUUAUGUUUGACUGUUGGAGACUUUACGGCACGUUCGUCAGUAAAUCAUAAUAAUCGACAGAUAUUUUUUUAAGCAUUUGUCAGUAAGCGACACUGUGUCGAUCAGUGGCUCUGUUGCGCGGCUUGUGCCGUUUACUUCCUUGCGUCAGUUUUGUAAGACUUACAGCUGCGAGUGAUAUUCUCAGAUAAAGAGUAAAAAAUAAAAAAAAUUCACUUUAACUAACUUUAAUAUGGAGAAAGCAGCUGAGCAUUAGUUAUCUUUAGGUGAUAGCAGAUUUUCUUUUAAUAUUUUGUAGUGUAGAAAAAAUUGUCUCUGAAUGGAAUUCAUGAGUGCGGGAGAUAGUAAUGGAACAGGAAUGAAAUGAUCUUUUUCAGCAAAGCCAUUAAUUAAGAAAUAAAUGCAUAUUAAAUGCAUCACGUAUAAAACAUGUCGCCCUUCAUUUCCCACUGCUCUGCUUUGGGAAUGACGCAGGUUAUGAUUGAUUCUUUUAUUAGACCAUGGAAAAAUGAUAUACUUUUCGCUUGAUUUCAUUUUGCGCGCGAGCGACGAGACAUUUUGUGGCCUGUAAGGCGCCUUCAUAUCAUGAAACCUUUGUUAUGAUCUUUUUUGAGGGGGGGAAGCGAGAAAAGUAAAGAGACAUGAACGGUGUCCCCUUUCCACAUCCUAAUUGCUGUUUUAAUAUUGUACCGUAGAAAACCAAUAUUGUAUUUGGAUAUAUUCUUGCAGCCUCGUCACAGAAUUCGCGUCAAGAGAAGAGGUCCUUAACCUGGGAAAGCAGGGAUACCUCGCCGACCAGAGAUGAUGGAAGCAAUAGCUCGUACGGACAAGAGUUAUUUCAAAAAUUAGACAAGUUGGAAAGCGUCAUGGAAAACCAACGAAAAUUUCUCGAGGAUCACGAUAUCAAGAUUCAGGAAAUAGAAAAUGUUAUCAAUAAAAUUAUGAAAGAUAAAAGAAGACAAGAAGAAGAUCAAAUAGAAACCACAGGUGAGAAAGAUCAUCGGAUGAAGCUCGUUCCCAGGACUCUCUCCUCCCCCUGCGCGAGAGGGAAGUUUUCUCUUCCCUAGUCUUCGUCAACUAUUAAAACAUGACCUUCUUCGACAAGGCCAGACACAAUUUCAUGGCUACACUUCACUCCUUGACCACUACGCUCAGUACAGACAAAUCUCCCAUUUAAUUCCCCCCUCUCCCUCAAAUUCGUUUAUUUGUUAUCUCCCGCUCGCAGAUUCUAGGAGACACGUGACCACACCCAACCAGGGUCUCUCUCUAUCUCGCUCCGUUUGAAGAGUGGGAAGGAACCCUAGAAACGAGAUUGCUUUCAUUCAUGCUUACAGACCACCGGUACUUAAGGAACUGUCUUAGGGAGGUGUUCGUUUUGUAGAGUGUCAAAGAAUUCGAAUAAAUAAAAACAGGGACUAAACUCUAGGUGUUAUAAAUAAGAUUAUCUUAUAUUAUAUAAAAGAAGAUCAUCGCAGUUAUAGAUGAAACUUUUCCAGUUGCGAAAAGAAAGCCCCGAUUUUUUUUCAGGUUUGUACGGGAUUCGAACCCUUGACCUCUGCGAUACCAGUGCAGCGCUCUACCAAUUAAGCUAACAAGCGAACUGGGAGCAGGUCAUGAAUUGGUUCGUAUUAUAUUAAACCCGUGAAAGGAUGAUGAUGAAGUUAUGAAUAUAUGAAAACCAUAUAUGUGAACUGCGCGGUGAAGAAUUAUAUGAAAGAAGAUCAUCGCAGUUAGAGACGCAACUUUGACAGUUGCGAAAAGAAAGCCGACAAAGCCUGAUUAUCGUUACCGUAUUAUCGUUAGGGUCACACCAUGUUGUGUCAUUCCAUGUGUUAUUUCAAGCCUAGAUUUGAAUUUAGCAAUUCAUUUAUUCAUUUAUCCCUCGCUCUUUCCAUAUACUGUAUUCAUUGAUUUCUCUCCUUUUUUAGAGAUUCAGUUGAAACCGGAAACAUUGUUUGAACGCCUUGUCAGACCACCAGCCAAUGAACAGGAAGACCAGGCUGCGACACGUGAUCUGUGGAAGAUGUUUGAAUGCCAUGAACAGAUUCUGAACGAACAUGAAAAGAGACUGGAGAAUAACAUUACCAAGAUAGAGAUUAUCAGAGAAAUUUUGGAACAGCAGAAAGGUACUUUUCAAGCAGUUAAGGCUGGCGUCAAUGGUGAAAAAGAUCAAAUCACAACCUCUAAAACAGUUCUUAUUUCCUAUAACCGAUCUCAAUAUACUUGUAUCUAAGUAUCUAAACUGACAAACGGUUUUAAAAAACUGAAAUUUUUUUAAGGCUGUAAUUCUACUGGAUAUAGCAGACGAGUACGGCUCUCUUGAAACUCCCUCAGUAACACGUCGGCAGGGCGAAUUCUGAACAUUAUUAAGAGAAAAGUAAGUUCAUGUAAUUGUUAAUCACCAGCAGGCUCAUGGGCUCAGUCACUCACACUUGGGAAGACAACUCGAGGUGUUGACUCCCGGGAAUUAUUGGUGGGGGUGUGCCGCCCAGUUCUCCAAACCCUGACCCUAUUUUCAGACCAAAAAACGUCAUUUUUCAGAGGGGGGAAGGGGAGGGGGGGCACGUAUCUAUAUGCUAUGUGGCUUAUAUAAGGGAGUACCCCCAUCCCUUAGGGAUGACAAGGACUAUGUGCUCUUUACUUGUACUGUUAACCGCCAGUUUAGUUUCUCUAUUCAACUUAGUUUAUUUUUUCUUCCCCUUAAUUCAAAGGAAAACAGGAGAAAAGUGUGAUAAAGAAACUCAAAGAAUAUGAGGGACUGCUGAAGAAGCGCUGUGAAAGCUACGAGGAACUGAAGAAGGAAGUGGAAGAGCAACUUCAAAUUCACCAAAAACUUCAAGAUAACUUACUAGCUGGUUUUCUUGUGGGCUUUGUGAUUAUGGUUCUCAUUUGUAUGCUGCCAAGAACAUUAUUAGCUUCUGGAUAAUUGUUCCAUUAACUGCAAAGACUAUGAGCUAUAUUACAGAGAGAAGGACAUGAUACUAAAGUAAACUAGUUGGCAUCAUAAAGCGGUAUUUCAUGACUGUCUAUUUCUUGAAGCAAGUACAAUGAAAA
This is a messenger RNA of Porites lobata, 3960 nucleotides long. The record is from the annotation of a GenBank genome assembly. NCBI's taxonomy places the organism in Eukaryota, Metazoa, Cnidaria, Anthozoa, Scleractinia, Poritidae.